Molecule: messenger RNA, 2032 nt
Organism: Astyanax mexicanus (Mexican tetra)
Lineage: Eukaryota; Metazoa; Chordata; Actinopteri; Characiformes; Acestrorhamphidae
Exons: 3
Coding region: 952-1506 (184 amino acids)
Source: RefSeq, a predicted model, not a curated record
UGUGACAGAGUUGAAUGUGACAGGAUUGAAAGUACAAUAUAACAGGGUUGAAUUUGAUGGGGUAGAAUAUAACAGGAUUGAAUGUGAUGGGGACAGUGUGACGAGAUUAAAUGUGACAUGCUGUGUGACAGGUUUGAGUGUUAAGGGGUUGAGUGUGACAGGGUUGAGUGUGAUGGGUUAAAAUUUAGCUAACAAUCAAUAAAUCCGUUUUUUUUUACUCCACAUUCUAAAAUUGUAAUUUUUGCAGCAUUAUUGGUCAUUUCCCUAAACAAUUGUUUAAUAUAAUUUAUUUAUAUAGCAGGGUUAAUCUGUUGAGUCCAAUAAUCAUCAUCUGACAAUUUUUUUUAUUUUUAAAGUGAAACUUUAAGUAAGAUGUGGGAUGCCUUUUCCCAAUGAUGAUGUAAUAGAAACUGAUUGUUGAAAACAAACUGGCGGACGUGUUGAAAUUGCAAUUUUAUAUAGAAUUAAAUUAUCUUUCGAAAAUUCAUAUAUAACAUAUGGUAAUAUUUGAAGCUAAAGUUCUAAAAUUUGGCAUUAAUUGCAGUUAUUAAUUGUCUGAUGUUUAUUGAUAGUGUGAAGAUAGUCAGUGAGGACAUGUAAAUAUGUUUGCUUUUUACUAGAUAAUACUUUUUUUUUUUUUGCAAUUUUGUUUAAAAGUAUUGUUUGAAGUAAUGUUGGGGGACUUAAAGGGCACCUGAUUCAGAGAAUCUCCUGUAUGGUGUUUUAAAAGAGACAGUUUCACCCUACUGAAUGAAUUGUUUGAGUUAAGAUGUAAAUUAAUUCAGACACUGCCUGCAGUGGUGAAAACUGCCCCAUUACUCCACCAGUUAACUGCCCCAUUAUCACACAUCGAGGACAACCAAUACCAAUUUCACCCACUAUAAAUCAGACCUUACCUCCAGCCCUCCUCACUUCAGUACUUCAGUUGCCUUGUUCACUCUUUCCCUCGAGAUGGCUACCUGUGAGGCCUGCAGAAACACAACAGAAACAGACGUUACCUUCUACAGGUUUCCUCAGGCUGAAGAGAAUCUGCAGUUAUGGAUAGUGAACAUGGGGAAAGCUGAAGGCUGGACUCCAUCAGAAUCCUCUUCCUUAUGCUCUGAGCAUUUCACCCCUGAGUGUUUCGAUGGUUCAGGAGAUCUUCUCUCAGAUGCAAUUCCCACUGUUUUCUCUUCAGAUGAACCAGUGGAAUUACCAGAUUUAAAAGAGUCUGAAAUUCAGACCAAUGAACGAGAAACAACAGAUACACACUCAACACACAACACCCCGGCGCAAACAUGUGAUUGUGAAGCACGCAUUCAAGCAAUGGAGAAAGCGUACAGACUGAAACUUCUUUCUGCCCAACUUCAAAUAAAAAAGUGCCAGAAGGAGCUGAUGGAGCAGACGCACAGGGCCUCUAAAUGGCAGAAGAAAGCGUUGAUUCUGAAGUCGGCUGUGAUUACAAUGAAGCUCCGCAAAACAGCCUCAGCAGCGUCCUCUGAGAAGCCUGCUGAUCCUAAACACUGAAGUAUAUUUAGAUCUGUUACAGUUACAGCAGUUACACAUCAUUUAUUUAAAGCAGCAGUCCUUAAGAUUUAUUUUAAUAAAAGCAGCAGUGUUGUUGAGUGAGGAGGGGCUACAUAUUCUACAUGUGUUAUGUAAUCUGUGUCCUGGACCAUCCCUCUAAUAUAUCCUCUAAUAUACAGUAAUCAUUCUACAAACUCUAAAGAAUGUUCUGGUGGGUUUGUUGGUGUCAGUAUUUCAUACAGUACAUUGACCUGCAGUAAAAAUACUCUUUCACAUGCUUUUUGUAAUUACACAUUCUCCAAAUCCCCCAGAACUACAGUCACUUCAAAAAUGCUUUAAGUAACCUUCAUAUCCAGCUGUUUAUAGAGACAGCUAGUAAAAUAUGUGCUGUUUUUAAAUAACAAAUCCUACAUCCACCCUUUUCCCAUUAGAGCAGACAUACCCUGAAUACUUCUCAUGCUAAAUGUAUACUGUAUAUAACGUGUAUUAGAUUCUUGUUAAAUAAAUUUAACACAUUGGUUAAUUA